AUGGGGAUUGAGAUUAAAGAGCUGGGAAUUGCUGGAGACUUUCAGCUUGAUGAGGCUAUUCUCCUGGGUGCUCUAUAUCAGCGCGCCACAGGUGAACACGGCAAGUUGAUGCUGGAGGGCGAAGAGAAAUCCUUGAGAGCAAUGAGCGGAGUGGUUCCCUCCUUUGUGCCCGAGCCUUACGUGGUGGGCCAGUCAACCGGUACUGCGCCAGAAACAUAUUUUCUGCUGAUGGAGUUUCUUGAGUUGAGUACAGACUUGCCAGAGCCAGCGACAUUCUGCGAGCGACUUGCAGACCUUCAUCGAAAUUCCGUUUCUCCGACUGGAAAGUUUGGGUUUGAUGUGAUAACUUACCAAGGCCCACACGAACAGAAUACUGAAUGGACCGAUAAUUGGUGUCUCUUCUAUACCCGCUUGUUAACGCAGUAUUUCGAAACAGAAAUAGGGAACAAUGGGCCCUCCGAGGAAUAUGAGGAGACUUUUGCGACUUUGAAGAAGCAUGUAAUCCCUAAGAUCUUGGAACCCUUACAGGCGGGAGGCCGUGAGCUGAAACCUUGCUUACUGCACGGAGAUCUUUGGGAAGGUAACUGUUCCACGAAUCUCACAACUGGUGAACCGGUCACCUUCGAUGCUGCAUCAUUUUAUGGCCACAACGAACUAGACCUUGCCAUGUGGCGGCGUGACAUCAGUCGAUUUAGCAAGUCAUACUUCCGACAGUACUUACGAUGCAUGCCUCCAAGUGAGCCGAAAGAACAAUGGGACGACCGAAAUCGUCUCUAUGCAAUAACAUAUGAGAUUGCACAUUCAAACGCAUGGCCGGCCUCUUUUCUAGACCAAAGAGAGAUGUAA
This is a messenger RNA of Exophiala aquamarina CBS 119918, 846 nucleotides long. RefSeq lists its product as uncharacterized. NCBI's taxonomy places the organism in Eukaryota, Fungi, Ascomycota, Eurotiomycetes, Chaetothyriales, Herpotrichiellaceae. The record is from RefSeq and is a predicted model, not a curated record. Bases 1 to 846 code for a protein of 281 amino acids. The transcript has 2 exons.